This is a messenger RNA of Pseudonaja textilis, 628 nucleotides long. RefSeq names its product tRNA methyltransferase activator subunit 11-2 (gene TRMT112). Gene Ontology annotation, biological process: peptidyl-glutamine methylation; rRNA (guanine-N7)-methylation; tRNA methylation. The record is from RefSeq and is a predicted model, not a curated record. Gene Ontology annotation, molecular function: protein heterodimerization activity. Lineage: Eukaryota; Metazoa; Chordata; Lepidosauria; Squamata; Elapidae.
GUUUACACCCAAACCGGAAGCGGCCCGGAAGGGAUUUUCCCCCCCCUGCACGUGUCCUCCCUUGCUCGCUCGGCGGACCGAGGGGAAAAAAAAAAACACACCAUGAAACUCCUGACCCACAACAUGCUCACUUCGCACGUGCGGGGCGUGCGGCCAGGAGGUGGGUUUCCCCUUCUCAUAAAGGCUACAGAGGUGAAGGUGAACGAUAUUGAUUUCAACCCAGAGUUCACAGCACGGAUGGUGCCCAAAAUUGAAUGGGGAGCUCUGGUGGGCGCGGCCGAAAGUUUGGGCCACCGCUCAGACCUUCCCUCCGAGGUCAUCCCCGACUAUGAGAAAAAUGAAGAUUUUCUUCGGAAAGUGCAUCAUGUCUUGAUGGAGGUGGAGGUGAUCGAAGGCGUUCUGAAAUGUCCAGAUACUGGGCGGGAAUUUCCCAUUACUAAGGGCAUACCAAACAUGUUGCUGAGUGAAGACGAGACGUGAGCUGUUCUGCUCUCAAAAAGGCGCUAGGAGAAAGUCCAGAGGAAUGGAGGAGAAGUAUUAACUCCCCUGCAACCGUUUUUGCAUUAUUAUUUUGUUUUGUGUUGUGUAAAUAAAUCUGAAUGCGUAAAUGCAUACUUCACGACUCCUA